AGUUGGUUGCAAGCAUUAAAAGCCGAAUCAAUUGUCAUUGAAUUUUCUCAUCGUUUGCAUUGCGGAAAGUACCUACGACUUGAGUCUUUUUACUUAAUAAUUAUUUUACAAAAAAAAAAAAAAAACUAAAAAAGUUAUCAAAGAUAAAAUUGUUAAAUUUUGUGACAAUUGAUUUGAAAAUUAAAAUCGUUAUACUCAAAUAAUUAAUUAUACAUAUUUUUAAAAAAAGCGUGAAAAUAUUAUCAUUCAACCCAGACAAAUCUUCCAAUAAAAAAUUUUGUCUGGGUUUCGUUCUUUGUACGUCCUUCGAAGGGCAACCAAGUUAAAUAAAUUUAUCUGCGGUUUUAGUUGUCGGUUUGCUGCUCAUAGUACAACAUCGUCUAACUCUACAUAUUCACCAAGCAGUUUGCUAAUUCAAGGAACAGUAUCUCCCAUACGCAUAGGCAGAAUGGUGAACACUACUAUUUACGAUGAACCUUCCAAGUUAAAGAGAGACGAAGUACCUCAAAUGAUGGCCGCUCAAGCAGAAUCUCAGUUGGAGCACAUGUGCAAAUUGGAGUUUGAUGCUCCCGUUUCACAAAUCCGUCUAUCGGGUAUCAUCUGCACCAUUGGCCCAGCUUCUGUUAGCGUUGAAAUGCUCGAAAAAAUGAUGGCAACUGGCAUGAACAUUGCACGCAUGAACUUCUCUCACGGCUCUCAUGAAUAUCACGCUGAAACCGUGAGAAAUGUUCGCCAAGCCGCUAAAAAUUACUCUGAAAAAGUUGGCUAUGAAUACCCAGUAGCUAUUGCUUUGGAUACCAAGGGUCCUGAGAUUCGUACUGGUUUAAUUGCCGGUAGUGGAACCGCCGAAAUUGAAUUGAAGAAAAACGAAGUCAUUAAAUUGACUACUAACAAGGAUUACGCCGACAAGGGUAGCAAGGACAUCAUCUAUGUCGACUAUGAAAACAUUGUCAAGGUUGUUAAGCCUGGUAAUCGCGUCUAUGUGGAUGAUGGUUUGAUUUCUUUAGUUGUCAGCGAAGUUUCUGGCGAUACAUUGACUUGCACAAUUGAGAAUGGCGGUUCUUUGGGAUCCAGAAAGGGUGUCAACUUGCCCGGCGUUCCUGUUGAUUUGCCCGCUGUUUCGGAGAAGGACAAGUCUGACUUGAAGUUUGGCGUUGAGCAAGAAGUCGAUAUGAUUUUCGCUUCAUUCAUUCGCAAUGCUGCUGCUAUUACCGAAAUCCGUGGUGUCUUGGGUGAAAAGGGCAAAAACAUUAAGAUUAUUUCGAAGAUUGAAAACCAACAAGGCAUGCAUAAUUUGGAUGAUAUCAUUGCCGUCGGUGAUGGUAUUAUGGUUGCUCGUGGUGAUUUGGGUAUUGAAAUUCCCCCAGAAAAAGUAUUCUUAGCACAGAAGGCUAUCAUUGCUCGUUGCAAUAGAGCUGGCAAACCCGUCAUUUGCGCCACUCAAAUGUUGGAAUCGAUGAUUAAGAAACCACGUCCAACUCGCGCUGAAAUUUCCGAUGUUGCCAAUGCCGUUUUGGAUGGUGCCGAUUGCGUUAUGUUGUCUGGUGAAACUGCCAAGGGCGAAUACCCAUUGGAAUGUGUAUUAACCAUGGCUAAGACCUGCAAAGAAGCCGAAGCUGCUAUUUGGCACAAAAACUACUUCGCUGAUUUAGUAGCUGCCAACAAAUUGAGCACUGUUGAUGCUGCUCAUGCUGUUGCCAUUGCCGCUGUUGAAGCUGCCAACAAAUCAUUGGCCGCUGCCAUUGUUGUCAUUACUACUACUGGCAAAUCCGCAUACCUCAUCAGCAAAUAUCGCCCAAGAUGCCCAAUUAUUGCUGUUACUCGUUUCUCCCAAACCGCUAGACAGUCUCAUCUGUACCGUGGUCUAGUACCAAUUGUCUACAAAGAACCUCCACUAUCUGACUGGCUUAAGGAUGUUGAUGUUCGUGUACAAUUUGGUGUACAAGUUGGAAAGAAGAAUGGAUUCAUUAAAACCGGCGAUCAAGUUGUAAUUGUGACAGGAUGGAAACAAGGUGCUGGUUUUACCAACACUAUGCGCAUUGUUCCUGUUGAAUAAGUAAAGCGGAGAGUUUAUAAAACAUUUACGUCUUACAUUGGCUCUGGAAGCUAAUGAAAACUCUAUUUGAUAUCUCUGUUGGAUCACUAUUAAUCUGUACCUAAUAAAUACACACACAUAAUGCAAACAUGAAGAUGAGAACCAAAAACUAUUCUGCUUCUGCAUAAUUGUUUAGAAACAUUUAUGUACGUCAUUGGCACAAUCUAUUCUAUACAUAACUAAAUUAUUUUCUCCCCCUCAUGUAUUCGUAGUCUAAUAUAUUAUUGUGUUAAUAAACGUUCAGUUAAAUUGAUAAAA
Messenger RNA from Lucilia sericata (common green bottle fly), 2353 nucleotides. RefSeq names its product pyruvate kinase. NCBI's taxonomy places the organism in Eukaryota, Metazoa, Arthropoda, Insecta, Diptera, Calliphoridae. The record is from RefSeq and is a predicted model, not a curated record. Gene Ontology annotation, biological process: glycolytic process. The coding region runs from base 449 to 2056 and encodes 535 amino acids. Gene Ontology annotation, molecular function: magnesium ion binding; pyruvate kinase activity; potassium ion binding. Gene Ontology annotation, cellular component: cytoplasm. The transcript is spliced from 4 exons.